Cyphomyrmex costatus is the source of this 1243-nucleotide messenger RNA. Its product is annotated as progestin and adipoQ receptor family member 4. The transcript has 5 exons. The coding region runs from base 221 to 1114 and encodes 297 amino acids. Gene Ontology annotation, molecular function: signaling receptor activity. The record is from RefSeq and is a predicted model, not a curated record. NCBI's taxonomy places the organism in Eukaryota, Metazoa, Arthropoda, Insecta, Hymenoptera, Formicidae. Gene Ontology annotation, cellular component: membrane.
GCCGCCGUUGAGAGCUCGCGCACGGCUCUCGGAGGCGAUCUCCUGCCUCUCGUCCGCUGGCCGGACCGAUCCCUCUUCCUCGAGGCAGCGGGCACCGCGCGUUCGUCGUUGCACGACGCUGUUCCGGGACGACGAGCGACCGCGCCAUGCGGCGGCGGUGUCGGGCUCGUCGCACCAGGACACCGACACGUACGGAGCGCGGCGUCAGGACGACAAGAGGAUGCCCGACGGCGCCGAGACGCCGCAUCCGGAGGAGACGUCGGCCAAGGUCCUGCUGCUGCGACGAUGGAGCGAUAUGCCGCGGCACCUUCAAUUCAAUCCCCACAUCCUCACCGGCUACAGACCGCUCAUGACCAUCCGCCAGUGCCUCGGUAGCCUUUUCUACAUCCACAACGAGACCGUCAACAUCCUGACGCACGGAUUUGCUAUCCUGUACAUGUUGGUGACUGUACCACAUCUACUUCCAUGGAAUACAAAAGGGACACUCGUGGGAUUUCUCUCCUGGUGCCAUUUGAUCGGUGCAGUUAGUCCGUGGAUUGGAUCCUUCCUAUACCAUCUCUUCAUGAACGUAAACUACGACGAAGUUUUCUACAGAACACUGCUGAAAGUCGACAUGAUUGGCAUAUGGCUGUGCCAGAGUUUUGGAGCUAUACCGAUGAUGGCAGCGGCUGUUCAUUGCCUUACGGAUAAUGUUUGGUAUUGCUGCAUUUUUAUUUAUUGCUCUCUUAGUGUGUGGGGACUUUUAAAGGCAAUGACCGCUAAAUCACCCUGGGAAAGGCGUUUAUGUUUUGCCCCUCCCUUCCUGAUGAGAAUGCUGAUCAUGACGUUGAGGUGUUUUGGUAUUGGUGGCGGAUCACCCGAGGCUCUUACUCAUAUAAUAUUACAGGAUUUCAUAGCUGUGAUAGGUGCAACCAUUGGCGCUCUUCGCAUUCCAGAGAAAUGGAUUCCCGGCCGAUUGGAUUUAGUGCUGAAUUCCCAUAAUGUGAUGCAUGUAAUGGUCGUCCUAGCGGUAUGUUCAAUGCACACCGCAACCUUAAAGGAUCUUGCCUGGAUAUCCGAUCCGUCUACAUGCAAUAAAACAAGCUCUCUUCCUUCGGGUCGCGAAGAAUUGUGAUUGAAUCAUGAAGAACGCGACGGCUUGCUGCAGUCUGUGAUAAACCGAGCCUAUAACAACUGGCGAUUAGUCGAGCGUUUCGACAUUUGGAGACCAGAAAGUGCUGAAUUCUAUAAUAUAAAUUUAAGG